Molecule: messenger RNA, 746 nt
Organism: Brachypodium distachyon (stiff brome)
Lineage: Eukaryota; Viridiplantae; Streptophyta; Magnoliopsida; Poales; Poaceae
Product: autophagy-related protein 8C
Exons: 7
Coding region: 213-575 (120 amino acids)
Biological process (GO): cellular response to nitrogen starvation
Source: RefSeq, a predicted model, not a curated record
CUUUUCUAUUUCAUUACGUUUCGUGCGCGUGUCGCCUUACUUAACCAACCACAAUACCCCACUCUUCCCCCAACCCAGCGAGACGUCUCCUCUCCUCCGCCGCUUUCGAGCAGAGAAAACCCUCGUCCAAUCCGGCUAAUCCGGCGUUCACGACCAAGUGCAGCUCGUCCAGUUCUGUCCCUUCCCCGACCCAACUGCAGGAAGGGAGAGCGAUGGCGAGGAGCUCGUUCAAGCUGGAGCACCCGCUAGAGAGGAGGCAGGCUGAGGCUACCCGCAUAAGGGAGAAGUAUCCUGACAGAAUUCCUGUGAUCGUUGAGAAGGCUGAGAAAAGUGAUAUUCCUGACAUUGACAAGAAAAAAUACCUGGUGCCCGCUGAUCUUACAGUUGGGCAAUUUGUCUACGUUGUUCGCAAGCGGAUCAAGCUCAGUGCUGAGAAGGCGAUUUUCAUCUUUGUGAAGAACACACUUCCACCAACAGCCGCUCUGAUGUCUGCAAUUUACGAGGAGAACAAGGACGAGGACGGAUUCCUCUACAUGACCUACAGCGGCGAGAACACCUUCGGGCUUCUUCUCUAGGUGGUGGUGCCACGGCAAUCGCUUAAAAUGCUCCCUGUAAAUAAGGCGUGCCAAGCAACUGUGUAUAUUCCGGUUUGCCUCGUUGAAAAUCUUACAUUCCAUGACCGACAAAACCUGUCUGAUGUUCUAAUUCAACAAUUGCUUAUAUUUCAAAAUUUAUGGACACUGAAA